Canis lupus familiaris (dog) is the source of this 279-nucleotide messenger RNA. Its product is annotated as 60S ribosomal protein L37a-like. The coding region runs from base 1 to 279 and encodes 92 amino acids. The record is from RefSeq and is a predicted model, not a curated record. Gene Ontology annotation, cellular component: ribosome. The transcript is spliced from 2 exons. Lineage: Eukaryota; Metazoa; Chordata; Mammalia; Carnivora; Canidae. Gene Ontology annotation, biological process: translation. Gene Ontology annotation, molecular function: structural constituent of ribosome.
AUGGCUAAAUGCACCAAAAAGGUCAGAAUCGUUGGUAAAUAUAGGACCGGUUAUGGUGCCUCCCUCAAGAAAACAGUGAAGAGGAUUGAAAUAAGCCAGCACGCCAAGUGCACUUGCUCCUUCUGUGACAAAACCAAGAUGAAAAGACGAGCUGUGGGGAUCGGGCAUCACAGUUCCUGCAUGAAAACAGUAGCCAAUGCUAUCUGGACCUACAGCCCCACUUCUGUUGUCACAGUAAAGUCUGCCAUCAGAACACUGAAGGAGUUCAAAGACCAGUAG